Biomphalaria glabrata is the source of this 405-nucleotide messenger RNA. Its product is annotated as 60S ribosomal protein L37a. Gene Ontology annotation, cellular component: ribosome. NCBI's taxonomy places the organism in Eukaryota, Metazoa, Mollusca, Gastropoda, Planorbidae. Gene Ontology annotation, biological process: translation. The coding region runs from base 103 to 381 and encodes 92 amino acids. The record is from RefSeq and is a predicted model, not a curated record. Gene Ontology annotation, molecular function: structural constituent of ribosome. The transcript has 4 exons.
AGACACUACGCUCAAUGAAAACAAGAAAUCUUGUGUGAGAAAAAAUUAAAGAAGUCGAGUUCCGCUCUAAGUACUUCCUUUCUUUUAUAGAAUUUAGCAACAAUGGCUAAAAGAACCAAGAAGGUUGGCAUUGUUGGUAAAUAUGGUACUCGUUAUGGUGCCUCUCUCAGAAAAACAGUAAAAAAGAUGGAGAUCACUCAGCACAGCACAUACACUUGUCCCUUCUGUGGAAAGGAGUCAAUGAAACGCAAGGCUGUGGGAAUUUGGAAAUGUGGCAGAUGUUCUAAAACAGUAGCUGGUGGCGCUUGGGUUUAUUCAACAACUGCUGCUGCUCAAGUACGUAGUGCCAUUCGUCGUCUUAGAGAAUUGAAAGAGAUCUAAAAUAAAGUUUUUUUAAAAAUUAAA